This is a messenger RNA of Striga hermonthica, 363 nucleotides long. NCBI's taxonomy places the organism in Eukaryota, Viridiplantae, Streptophyta, Magnoliopsida, Lamiales, Orobanchaceae. The record is from the annotation of a GenBank genome assembly.
AUGGAAUCUAGAAAGGAGAAAGACCAAGAUCAAUUGUCCGAUUCUCUGAAUGAUCUUUUUACCAGUGUCUCUGCCAUGAUAAAAGGCGAACUCCGGGAAACAAAUAAUGUUCUUGAGCUGUUAGAGAAAAUGAAUGUGAGGGUUGCUGAAGAGUACAAGGGAUUCGGUGAUGUGGCAUCAGGAUUAAGGGUUUUUGUGGAGCAAUUAAAGACAAAAAGCGGCGCAUUCGAUGACUACGUUAAACAGCUCGAUGCCAUAGAGCACCAUGUUACGGAAUUUGAAGCUGUAAUUUCUAUGCUUAGCAACUAUGUUUCUCUGUUGGAAUUGAAGUUGAAAUCUGUUUACCAUAUUCCACCUGCAUAA